AUGUACAUCUCGUCGCCGUUUGUUGGACGGAUCAUCGAUCGGUACGGGCCGACGGUGCCCCUCCUGGGUGCGGGCACCUUGAUCACGAUGGGCUACGGGAUACUGUGGCUGUUGUUCAGGACGCCGAGUCUACUGCCGUUGGUGUUCGUGCAGACCUUCGUGGGAAACCUGUUCGCCGGCCUGGGCUCGUCGAUCGCCAACAGCUGUGCGAUCACCGGCACCGCAUCCGUCUUCGAGCCCGCCCAUCGGGCCACGGCCAUCGGCACCGUCCUGGCCGGCUUCGGCCUCUCGGCCUUCUUCUGGACGGCCAUCGGCUCCCAUAUCGCCCAGUCUGACACCGCCGUCUUGCUCGCCCUCUUGAGCAUCGGGCCCUCCCUCGCCAUCCUCCUCGGCGCCUCUGGGUACCGUCUUGUCGGCAUCGGCCGCCAUACUCACUCCACCUCGGCACACCAAGAUCAACCACCUUCCGAUUACCGUCAAUCUGCCGAAGACAGCCGGCUGCUGCCGGUCAAGAAGCCGCUAGAAAUCACCGGUUGGGACUUGGUCAAGCAGCCGGACUUUUGGAUGAUUUGGAUCGUCAUGAGCUGCUGCUGUGGUACCGGAUUAAUGAUCAUCAAUAAUCUAGGUACGAUGUUGGUUGCCAUAUACGGACCGAUACCGACCGACAGCCCAGACCAGACGGUCAGGAUAUACCAAGCGCACGCCGUCUCAGUGUUGUCGAUCUUUAAUUGUACUGGGCGGAUCUUCGCGGGGACCCUGUCGGAUCUGGUGAAGCGCAGGCUGAUGAUUGGACGGGUGUGGUGGCUGAGCUGGAUCUCGAGUUUGUUCCUGCUGAGCCAACUGCUCGGAUACUACGUGGUCGGCGAUCUGGAUCAUGUGGUCUGGCUGGGCGCCCUGGUCGGCUUUGCGUAUGGGAACAUGUACGGUGCCGGGCCGGCGUUGGUGCUCGAAUGGUUCGGCCUGAGACACUUUGCGACGAACUUCGGACUGCUCAACUUGGCCCCCCUGUUCUGCGGGCAGCUCUUCAACCUGAGCUUCGGCAAGAUCUUCGACCGCCACUCCCGCCCGGUGUCCAGCCCUGCUGAUGACCACCGUCUGGUCUGUGUCGACCGCCAGGGGUGCUACCAGGCCGCCUUCCUCAUCACUAUCUGCAGUGCUCUCCUCUCCUUGUCCCUGUCGAUCUCCCUCGGCUUCAGACGCUCUGAAUUCCCUUCGACACAUCCUAAAUCGAACUCCAAAUCGAGGGACGAUGAUGAAUCUGCGCCAAUCCUCAGAUCGUCCACUGACGAUCUUUGA
Messenger RNA from Puccinia triticina, 1296 nucleotides. RefSeq lists its product as uncharacterized. The transcript has 2 exons. Gene Ontology annotation, molecular function: transmembrane transporter activity. Lineage: Eukaryota; Fungi; Basidiomycota; Pucciniomycetes; Pucciniales; Pucciniaceae. The record is from RefSeq and is a predicted model, not a curated record. Gene Ontology annotation, biological process: transmembrane transport. Bases 1 to 1296 code for a protein of 431 amino acids. Gene Ontology annotation, cellular component: membrane.